GUGGCAGUCUAACACAUGAUGAAAUUUACUAAGCAGAAUUUUUUUGUUUUAGUUGGCGGAAUUAUAAUUUAUGUAGUUGAUAUUGGAGUGGACUUUUGGGUAGCUAGUAAAUAUUUCUGUCAAGGACAAUAUUCUUGGAGUAUAUUGAUACUGUGUUUUAGAGGUAUUUCAUCAUUAGUAACUCAGAUAUUUAGUUAUGACUGGUUUAAAAACGACUGGGAAGGUACUGAUACUGGGAAGUUGAAAUGGAUUUUUCUAGUUCAUCUCUUUCACUGUGGAAUUUUUAUAAGGUAUUGGUUUGCUUUGAAAUAUGGCUGCCAAGCUGCAUUUAAACUAAAAAGCAGUGGAGAUGCUUCAGAAACAGAUCCUUCCAACUUCAUUAAAAAACAAGCUAUUGAUGCAGUGACUGAUAUUAACAUGCUCAGGGUGUUCAAGGCUUUUCUUGAGACCACGCCACAACUUUUUGUCCAGAUUUACAUCCUCAUGCAACAUGGCAAAACUAAUUGCUAUCAAUAUGCUGCCAUUUUUAUGUCUCUUUGUGGUAUCUCCUUUUCAAUGGUUGAUUAUCAGAUGUCAUUGCAAAAAUCUCUGCCUGACAAAGGUGAAUUUCAUGUGACUUCCAAGUUCAUGUAUCUCUUCUAUAAACUGCUUACCAUCACUUCUUGGGUACUCAGUAUUUCACUUAUCACUCUACUGAGUGUUAGAAUUUCUGUAAUUCUGCUGAUAUUUCUUUGGAUCUGUGGCUUCACUUGGACUUUGAAACAAUGUACAACAUUUUGCAAAUCUAAGAAGAUGGAAUAUCUGUACAGAACUGUAGUAGGAAUAAUUCUAAUUUUUACUUUUUUUAACAUAAAGGAUAGAAGAACGAAAGUUUGCAUUUCUAUUUAUUAUGCUACUCACACUGUAGUAACUCUAGGUAUUUUGUUUGUAUAUAUGUUCUGGAAACCUUCCAUUAUCAAGGAAAUACAUUUUACAAUUGUGAUCAUCUUAACUAUUUUACAUCUGGUGUUAGGUAUUAUUUUUCUUGUUGUUUAUUAUAAGCAUUUUCAUCCGACUACUUAUUGCAGACCACAGGCAUGUUUAGAUGAAGUUGAUGGAAUGACAGGACAAAAGGAUAGAGUGAAAACCAGCAGGUUUCAAAAUUUUUUAAUGCCAUGAAUGGUAUAGAUCUUUUUUUGUGAAGACUUCAAAGCAAAUACUGGACAAUCUGUUUCUCUGUCUUGUUUCUUAUGUAUCAUCACAUAAGGGACCAGAGUUAUUGACUUUGAAUAACUAUUUGUUUUCUGUGAUGCUGUACGAAAACUGUAACAUGAAUAUUCACCUGCUGGUGAAAGUUACUUUUGAAAAAGAAACAAUCUAUCUAUCCAACACAUUCCACUGUUUUAGUUUUUUUCGCAACGCAAAUGUAAGAUAGGAAAAGCUAAAAGUUAAUAAAAUGAAACCUAGCAUUAAAACCACAUUCUAUUCAUUUAUGUUGAUUCUGUUAAAAAUAAGGCAGUGGGCAGUGAUCAGUUAUCUGCUUUUCCCCAUUACUGU
This is a messenger RNA of Pipra filicauda (Wire-tailed manakin), 1536 nucleotides long. It is a transcript of the gene XKR9, whose product is annotated as XK related 9. The coding region runs from base 16 to 1158 and encodes 380 amino acids. The record is from RefSeq and is a predicted model, not a curated record. Gene Ontology annotation, cellular component: plasma membrane. The transcript is spliced from 3 exons. Lineage: Eukaryota; Metazoa; Chordata; Aves; Passeriformes; Pipridae. Gene Ontology annotation, biological process: apoptotic process involved in development; engulfment of apoptotic cell; phosphatidylserine exposure on apoptotic cell surface.